Messenger RNA from Xyrauchen texanus (razorback sucker), 663 nucleotides. It is a transcript of the gene hmx3b, whose product is annotated as H6 family homeobox 3b. Gene Ontology annotation, biological process: regulation of transcription by RNA polymerase II. The transcript has 2 exons. The record is from RefSeq and is a predicted model, not a curated record. Gene Ontology annotation, molecular function: DNA-binding transcription factor activity, RNA polymerase II-specific; RNA polymerase II transcription regulatory region sequence-specific DNA binding. NCBI's taxonomy places the organism in Eukaryota, Metazoa, Chordata, Actinopteri, Cypriniformes, Catostomidae. Gene Ontology annotation, cellular component: nucleus. Bases 1 to 663 code for a protein of 220 amino acids.
AUGGAGGAAAAGAAGCAAGAACUGAAAGAUUCUCCGUUUUCUAUCAAGAACCUCCUGAACAAACCGGACAAACCGAAGCCCGUCCGGACCGCUCACAUGAACCUCUCCGAUCUGAGUUUCCUGCGGUUCGGAUCCUGGUGCUGCCCGACCGGACCCCCGCACACACCCGCAGGUGACCAUCGGACCCGAGACUCACUGACAUCAGAACCGGACGAUCACAAAGACGAGGAGGAGGAAGAGGAGGAAGAGGAGGAAGAGGAGGUGGUUUUGGAGGAAAGCGAUUCGGACGAGCAGAAAAGAGAAGAACUCUCAGAUAAGAAAGUUUGCCGGAAGAAAAAGACCCGAACCGUGUUCUCCCGUUCUCAGGUGUUUCAGCUCGAGUCCAUGUUCGACAUGAAGCGGUACCUGAGCAGCUCCGAACGGGCCGGACUCGCCGCGUCGCUCCACCUCACGGAGACGCAGGUGAAAAUCUGGUUCCAGAACCGGCGGAAUAAAUGGAAGCGACAGCUGUCGGCCGAACUGGAAGCCGCGAACCUCAGUCACGCGCAGAGGAUCGUGCGCGUGCCCAUCCUGUACCACGAGCACGCGGAGAGCGCGCGAGCUGCGAGUCUGACACUCACGCACGCGCUUUACUACCCGCAUCCUCUGAUCAGACCCGUGUGA